Molecule: messenger RNA, 786 nt
Organism: Belonocnema kinseyi
Lineage: Eukaryota; Metazoa; Arthropoda; Insecta; Hymenoptera; Cynipidae
Exons: 2
Coding region: 265-699 (144 amino acids)
Source: RefSeq, a predicted model, not a curated record
GGGAUAUAAGCCCAGGUCCUUCAGAUAGCCGGUCUGAUGCUCUACCAACUGAGCUACGGAGAGACGAGAACACUUUACUCACAAUCUCCUUACAGGCAGAAUGUCAGCCUCAUUCCUUAUACUUAAUUAAGUUCGCAGGCAGAAGUAUAUCGAGGAGCACCGCUCCGAGGACCACCACUCCGAGGACCAAGAUCCGAUGCGGAAUUAAUUGCAUCAUAUUCACGCAUAUAUCAUUCUAUCGACAUAGUACGAUAUUCACAUAACAUGUCACCAAAAUUAUUGUCGAUACAUCGGAUCGUUAGUAAUGGUGCACAAAAGUACUCAUAUUUGGACGACAGUAAAUUUUUAGUAAUGAAGGGUCCUAGUUUAGUCAUUGGAUGGUACAAUGAAGGUGUAAUUGCUCCUCUAUAUGACGCAGAUAACGCAGUGGUUGCAAUUAACGUAUAUUCCGGACGUAAAAUUAUAAUGAAUGAUGCAUCUCAAAAGCUAAUGGGUGUGGGUCGUCGUAUGCCUACUCCUUCGUUCGAUGCACGAUUUGGAUCCGGAAGACACAUCUACCAUGGAAGACACGACAGCUACAGCUCCAGCUCAGAUAGCUCCAGCUUCUACAAUAGCCCCAGAAACAAAUUUAAUCCAAAGCGACGUAACCUCGGUGGGUUCUUUGGAAGAUGUUUGGGCAGGUGUAAUUCGUUCAGUUAAGAACCCGUCGAGAUAUCUUGCAGUGAGAAAUGCUGCACCAUUUUCCGAAAGUUUUUAGCAAGCGUGUUUUCGUAUGUCUUACAAAUU